GCCCCCGGGAUGCCCCGAAGCCAUCCCCUCCCUCCCUCCCCCAGGCACCCGGCUCCUCCUCGCUGAGCCCGCCCCUGCAGUGCGGACUGGACGACCUUCUCUUCCAGAGCCUCUGUCCGAGGGGGCAGGGGCUCCUGUGGAGACCCUCCCCUACCGUCCAGGGAGCACUUCCUCCCCAAGCCCUGCGCCUGGUGCGGGAGGAGGAGGACGCCUACCCUGGUCGAAGUUGAGUUUCUUGGCUGGAGGGGUCUCUCCCAGCCCUUCAAUGUCCACCAGGUCACUGUUGGCGUCCGAGUCAUUCAGAGCGCUGAGUGUCACAUCUGGGAUUGCACGGGGGGCAUAAGCUAGGUUCUAGGUUCGCCCACUGCCCCCCAGCUUCCCCGAGCUUUGAGCUCCCCCCGCCCCCCCCCAGCCACUCUCUGGGUACCCUGGCGGGGAGAGGAAGGGACAUGUGUCCUUCCCUGGCCCAAGCCCGAGUCUCCCACGGACUAGGCGGUAGCUCUGCCGCCCUCACCGGCCUUUUGCUUCUUUAUGGGGGGCCCCCCGGCCUCAGGGACACCGGAGCUGCUUGGUGGAGGGGCAGCUGGAGGAGACGACAAGACACCAGACGGCACCUUCUUGGGCCCUUUCUUGGGUGAUUCGGCUGGAAGGGGGAUGCCUGAGUCUUCGUACACCUUUCGCUUCACGGUGGCCUUUAUCUGGGCCCUGAGGAGAAGACAGAGCAGCUCUGCAGCACUUAGGGCCAAUGGAGUAUGAUUUAGGAGUGACGUCCCUGAGCUGAGUGGCAGGAAAGCCCACGUCCUAAUUCUCUUCGGGGCGACACUUGGCAGGUGUGGAAGGCUCCCAGGUAAGCCUCGGUGACUGAGCGGCAGGUAGAUGGGGACUUAUGAGUGGGUUCUGAUCAGCUCGUUCAGAAUCCCAAUAUCCUUGGAAAGGCCCCAGCAGAACCUCCAAGGAGCGAUGCCAACAGCCAGGAAAGUUUGGUGGUGGGGAAUCUCAGGCGGCCCCCCGAAAUUAAAUUCUUGGGAGGCCCUGGUUGCCCCAGCGGUUCAGUAACUUCUGACCAAACUCUUCUAUCCUUUCAGUCUUCCCGGAGGCGCUAACAAAGCCGGCAGCGAGAGUCCUCUCUCACCAUGUCUGGCUGGCGGCGACCCAGGUGCCACGUGAUGGUCAUCUGAAGACAGGCCUGGCGGAUGUCAGUAUGAGGGCCCUACUUCUCAGUCCAAGAGACGCUGCAAUUGCUUCAGAUAAAGAGCAAACGGUCAAACCUUCACCUCCUCCCUCCUCACGUCCUCCCGGAACGACAGUGCAGGGGUCUCUUCAAACAUAAACCCACGGGAAUAAAAGCAGCAGGAGAGGUGACAACCGAAGAUGAAAGGUGUCAACACGUUUCACCGCCUGGGAGGGAGCCGUCAGGUGACGCCUGCGCAGCAAGGCCACGAGUCCGGCACGAACGUCUGCUCCCGGGGACACCAGGCGCAGCCGAGGACGGCGCCGGCCGGGCAUCUGCCAGCCCCGCCCCGAGCUUCCAGAACACCAGCCCCGGGGCUGCGAGAGGCCUCCUGCCCGAGGGCACUGAGCGCGGCCGAGGGAUGGGACCCACGCGGCCCAGGACGAAAUGAGCAGGGGAUUCGGGAAGCGGGGCCCUAUUGGAAGAGGUUCCUGUCGAGGCCCGGCCGCCCCGCGGGGAGGAGGCAGCCUGCGCUUCGGCGGGAAGCUGGCGGCGUGGCCGGGAUGGUAAGAAGCCCCCGAAAUCUGACGCCCUGUCCUCAUUCCAGUCCUUGUACGAAGUCGUCCGUCCUGGGCGUGGGACAGCCCCCUAAGUCCCCGGACGGCUGCCGCUCAAGACUCCCUCGUGCGAGGUCUCCUCCUCACCAGGCGCCCGUGAUCCCGCCCCAUCUCUGGUCCAGCCGCUUCGGGCCAAGGGACCCCCCCCCCGCCGGGGAGCCGCCGAAACCUGCACCUCGCCGAGCUAAACCCAAGCGGGGGACCUUUUCCUAGGAAGUCGGCAGUGAGGACUCCAUGUGCCAGAACGUCGUUUAGAUCAUGAUGGGUUCCUAGCCCUCCUGUUCUCCAUCACUGUCCUAAACUCCCACGAGAGACAGAGAGAGAGGGGGAGGGAGAGGGAGAGACAGAG
Messenger RNA from Suricata suricatta (meerkat), 2137 nucleotides. RefSeq names its product basic proline-rich protein-like. NCBI's taxonomy places the organism in Eukaryota, Metazoa, Chordata, Mammalia, Carnivora, Herpestidae. The transcript is spliced from 6 exons. The coding region runs from base 1372 to 2001 and encodes 209 amino acids. The record is from RefSeq and is a predicted model, not a curated record.